AGUCAGAUUGGGCAGUAAGUAGCUGCCUGAUUAACUGGGCCAUUUACUGUAUUGUUAAACGAGGCAUGUUUUCCACCGUUGCAUGAAAGGAAGAAAAAGAACGGCUAUCGUGUUUUUCUUUCCUGAAAGUCAGCUAGUGGCAAGUUUCUUUCAGCAGCUGUGAGCCAUUAGUCAAUCAUGUGGGCGUGAGCAGGACGUCUGGCUCCACUUCCAUUAAGCGCAAGAUGGGUAAUUCAGACAGCCAGUACAAUCUGCAAGGGACUAAAGGUAACAACACUGAGGAGAAGUCGAUGCCUGGUGGCAGGCAGAAGCCAUGCACUCUCAAAAUUCGAAGCGUUCAUGCCAAGGAUGAAAAGUCACGCUCUUCUUUUGGCUGGGGAUAUAGUGGCAGCAACAUAGGUUACAAAGCACGAUCUCUAGGCAAAAACUGCCUUUCUCAGCACAAAAACAACCAGCGUUACUCUCUCAAUAGUUCUUCACGUCAAUGCAAGUCUUUGAUAGGUAAUAGUAAUGCAUAUGCCAGAUGCCAUCAGGAUCACCUGGGGAAAUAUGAUCACGGGAAUGAUAAAUUAUUAUCUGGAAACUAUUUUCCUUGCAUUCAUCUUGACAAAACAGGCAGUUGCACUAAAGCUCUGGAAUACAAUGGCCAUGUCUUAAAUGGACAUAGACUACCUGAAAAUAUAACUCAAUCUAAGAAACCAGAAGGAGAAGGCAGUCCAAAGGUUCUCAUCAAAACUCUGGGAAAAUUUGAUGGGGACAUAAGGGUCGAGUUUCACAGUGGCAGUAGUAGCAGCAAACCACCCUGUGUUGAACCCCAAGGGCCAGUUCAGCUUUUGAGAUAUUCUGCUGCAAUGGAGUCUGACUCGAGUAAACAAAAUGUUGGGCAGGUUGAUGCCAGUAAAGGAAACCUAAUGGACCAGAGUCUUUUCCUUGGUGAGCAGAGAUUUAAAUCAAGCAAGGGUAGCUUAAUUAGUUCUGAAUAUUCCUGGUCCGAAUUGCCAUGGGGACAUUGUGCUUACGCCAGUGAUUCUGAUAAAAUGUACACAACUGGGAAAGUUACUGAGGCAAGUAAUCCAGAAGACAUUUUACCAAAUGAUGAGCAGCUCUUCCAAAGAUCAUCUCUCUUUUCUCUUCAAACACUGUACAGUGAUACAGGUGUUGGACUUUCCAUGCCCUCAGGGAAUGAAUUUUCAGAUGAUUACAGAAAUAUGGCUUUCAAUCCUCACAGUUUGUUUGAGAAUGACUUUUCUAACUGCAUGAAUAUGCUAUCCGACGAGGAGGAUAGAGGAACCAUACAAUAUACCUCUUAUACACUCCCAUGUCGAAAGCCCAAACACCUCUCUGAGGAUGGCUCCUCAAGAGCUGCCCUGAAAAGUCGAAUGCGCCGUUUAAGUGCUUGGACUGGCAGCCUUACAAGAAAGAAGAGGAAACUACAGGACUCUAGAUCCAAGGAUAUAAAUGAAUAUUGUGACAGUGGAAUUGAUGGCGUGACUGCAGACACCAGCUCUCCUUCCCAGGUAUCAAGUUUAUUGUGGUCACCUGGCUCCAGCUAUACAUUACCACCCAGAAGUAACUCUACCAAUGCGGUUGGCAAUGAUGUCUUGAGACAGAGCAUUUAUGAGAACUUCAUGCGAGAGUUGGAAAUGGGUCAUAUAUCUGUGGAAAAUGCAGACCAGUCUACAGGAAGUGAGGAAACCAGCAGUGAUUCCUUCAGCUCUUUAGAACAACUGGAUUUAUUGUAUGAAAAAGAACAGGGGUUUGUUCGAAAGGCUGGCUGGUUGUCUUUUAAACCCCUUGUUACACAUCAGAAAGAGAGGAAAUUGGAGCUUGCACCUCGCAGAAAAUGGAAACAAUAUUGGGUUUCUCUUAAAGGUUGCACCUUGCUAUUUUACGAAGCCAGUGGGAAAAACUUCAUGGAUCAGAACAGUGUUCCUAGAUAUGCCCUGUUCGCCGAAGAUAGUAUAGUGCAGCCUGUACCGGAACAUCCAAAGAAAGAAAAUGUGUUCUGUCUUAGUAAUGCCUUUGGGGAUGUCGUCUUAUUUCAGGCUACAAGCCAGACUGAUCUUGAAAACUGGGUAACAGCAAUACAUUCUGCCUGCGCGUCAGUGUUUGCAAAGCAGCAUGGGAAAGAGGAUACAGUCAAGCUACUAAAAAAUGAAACCAAAAGCUUCAUGCAGAAGAUUGAUAUGGAUGGAAAGAUGAAGAAAAUGGCAGAGUUACAGCUGUCUAUUGUAAAUGAUCCCAAAAACAGGAAAGCUAUUGAAAAUCAGAUCCAGCAGUGGGAGCAUAACCUGGAGAAGUUUAAUGUGGACCUGUUUCGAAUGCGCUGUUACCUGGCUAGUCUACAGGGAGGUGAGCUACCCAAUCCCAAGAGCCUCCUUGCAGCAGCUAGUCGGCCUUCCAAAUUGGCACUUAGCAGGCUGGGCAUCUUCUCCGUCUCUUCAUUUCAUGCUCUGAAUUGUUCCAGAGAUGAAGCAACACUCAGAAAAAGAACAUUGUCCCUGUCUCAGCGAAUAAGAAGUAAAAAGGGUUUGUUCUCUUCACUGAAGGGGUUAGACGAUCUUGGAAGAAAAGGGAAAGAAAGGAGACCCACGAUUAUGCAGCAUGAGCAAGAUGGAUCUUUGAGCAUCCACUUUCCAGCACCAGAGGGUGCAAUCUGGGACAGCUCUUCAGAGUGUACUGCUCGUGUCUGUUUCCCUGACAACCAAGCAGCGAUCAUGACUAUCAAACCAGAUCAUACGGUGGAAGAUGUUCUGAUUAUGGCUUGCAAGAUAAGGCAGCUGGAUCCAGUUCAUCACUGUGUUCGCCUUAGAAAAAUGGUGCAAAAUAACAUGGAAUGUUAUGUUCCUAACAGAUUGGACUACAUACAGGAACAGUUAUUUGAUGAAAUAGAAAUCGCCAUGAUGAAUAUUUAUCACAUACACCUUGAGAGGAGAGGAGCUGAAACUGCCUUUGGUUUUGCUGUUGCCGGUCAGGUUGAUGGAAAGCAACAACACAAUUCUUUGUUUGUGAGUGAUGUUCUCAUUGGUGGACUGGCCUAUAGAGAAGGUGCCAGAGUGGGAGAUGAGAUCCUGAUAAUAAAUGGUGAAGUGGUUGCUAAUCUACACCAUACAUAUAUCGAAUCGUUGUUUGCAGAGAACCACUUAACACUGACUAUCAGGAGGUUCUCAUUAGACUGGAACCAAAUGUUGACAGAAUGCAAUGACUCAUUAAACCACAUGAUGGUCCCACCUCCUCCUGACCAAUCAAAAUUGCUGGAGGAGUUUAUUGACAACCUCCUCCUUCCUGUUCCUUCUGAUUUCUCUAGCGUACCUGAUGUGCCUCUAACAAGAAGUGUCACUACAGACUGUGUGGAGUCACUGCAUCAGGUUGAAAAUACUGAAUCAUUUUUAAAGAGUGCAGAGCAGGUUUCUACAUUCUGUCGAAGUUUAUAUGAACUGCAACCGUCAGAUAUGGAUGGACAGAAGGAGAGCCUUGAUCAACAUCUGAGGCCACUAGCACGACACCUCUCUGGUGCAGAGAGACUUCGGAAAGUUAUCCAUGAACUAAUAGACACAGAGAAGUCCUAUGUGAAGGAUCUAAGCUGUCUAUUUGAAGUAUAUCUGGAUCCUCUACAAAAUGAGAUUUUCCUAACACAGGAUGAGAUGGAGUCGUUGUUUGGGAGCCUGCCAGAAAUGCUCCAAUUUCAGAAGAUGUUUUUGCAGACACUUGAUGAUGGGAUUGCCUUAUCACCUGAUUUCAGCAAGCUGGAAACUCCAUCCCAAUUUAAAAAACUGUUGUUUUCCCUGGGUGGUUCGUUCCUGUACUAUGCUGACCAUUUCAAACUCUAUAGUGGUUUUUGUGCAAACCACAGAAAGGCCCAGAAAGUUUUGGAAAGAGCUAAAACUGACAAAGCCUUCAAAGAAUUUUUGGAUGCCCGGAAUCCCACAAAACAGCAUUCUUUUACCCUGGAGUCAUAUCUGAUCAAGCCUGUGCAGCGUGUUUUGAAGUAUCCAUUACUGCUGAAAGAGCUAGUGUCUCUAACUGAUCCAGAGAGUGAGGAGCAUUAUCAUCUAACAGAAGCGCUAAAGGCAAUGGAGAAAGUGGCUAGUCAUAUCAACGAGAUGCAGAAAAUCUAUGAGGAUUAUGGGACUGUCUUUGAUCAGUUGGUUGCAGAACAGCCUGGAACUAAGAAAGAGGUCACAGAGCUUUCAAUGGGAGAGCUUUUACUGUACUCUUCAGUUACUUGGUUAAACCCUUUCCCGUCUCUAAGUCGAAUGAGAAAGGAUCCUGAACUCACCGUCUUUGUUUUUAAGCGAGCUGUCAUACUGGUCUAUAAGGAGAUCUACAAGUUUAAAAAGAAAACUGGAACAGUUCCACGUUCCGCAUAUAACCAUGGCGAUAUUGAUCAGUUUAAAUUCAGGUGGCUGAUUCCACUAUCAGCUCUUCAGGUCAGGCUGGGAAAUGCUGCAGGCACAGAUAUGAGCUGCAUCUGGGAGUUAAUCCACACUAAAUCUGAAAUAGAAGGGCGGCCUGAAACAAUUUUUCAGUUGUGUAGCAGUGAUCCCGAGAAUAAAACAAAUAUCAUAAAAGUGAUACGUUCAAUUCUGAGAGAGAAUGUUCGCCGCCAUAUGACCAAGUCAGAAGGAGCACUUGAGAAACUGAAUAAAGAAUAUAUGAUUCCUCUAAGAAACAGAGUGCCAUCCUCUGCCAAAAUUGCAUCAACUAGAGCAUCAAAAUUGUUCAAGCAUUCUCCAUCUUAUUGGAGUCAGGACUCUGGGCGACGUAAUGCUGUUGAUUCUGAUGAAUGUAGCCUGAGCAGUGGAACACAAAGCAGUGGCUGCCAUACCUCAGAAAGUGGACUAGAGCCUAGUAGUCUUUCAUAUCCAAAGCAAGAACACAGCGGUGCAGAGGAACAACAGGAAGCUGAAGUAAAGGAAUCAGACAUUUUGAGUGAUGAAGAAGAUUACUGCAAGUCCAAAAAUAAGACUUUGACAGAUGAAAUUGAAGUACAAUUUGAAAAAAUGCAAAUUGAAGUUGAUAAAACUGAUGUCGAGCAGGCACCAAAUAAACAAUUGGAUACAGGAGAGAUGGAACAAACGGAUGAUCACCCCAGGCUUGUGCGAGGCCACUUCUGUCCAAUCAAAAGAAAAAGUACCAAUACAAAGAAGAAAAAAGGGAAUCUGUUAGCCAUGCAUGAGCACAACCGAUCUUUGGAUAGUCAAUCUGAUGGGCCAAAUGUUGACUUGAAUUCUGUGUUGGCAAGAGAGUUUAGUGUCCAAAGCCUUACUUCCGUAGUUAAUGAAGACUGUUUCUAUGAAAACAUUGAAAGCAAUGGAGAGCCUUAGCUUCAAAGUCUCAAAUGAGUGAUGCUCUUCACAAAAUGAUCAAGAAUUGAAGUUAUGUCUGUCUUUAUUUUAAGUCUCUCAAGUUAUCCAGUUCUGGCCAAUUGUUUAUGGUUUUGAAAGUGAAGGUCACAAGCUUUAUAAAGAAAAGCAAUGUUUAGUUUGCCUUACUGCUGUCUGCACUAAGACCACAGUUAGCCUCAAAAAUGUAGAUUUUUAAUACUUGUUUUCGUUAAAGAAAAUAAUAAGCAUAUUUGUCAAUUAUUUAUUGUCUGUUUUGGACAAUAAUGUUAUUGUUUGGUUUCUAUGAUUCACUAGUUUUGUAUUGGAUUUGCAAAUAAGGCAAGUAUUGAACACCAAAAGUAAUAUUUUCAAGAAAGGUUAAAUUGCUUAUUUUAAUAGGCUGUAAAUCUUAAUUUUAUUUAUAGAUGGAAAAUAUUGGUUUACAUUACAGCACAAAGAGAAUGAUUAGAUGGGAGUUUGUUGCAUUGUGUCCAGUUUUUAAGUUUUUACAAAGCUAAGUAUGGCACUGUUUCCUUUUUCCUGUUUGCCAAGGUAAACAUCUGAUGGCCUGACACACACAGCUCUACUUAUUUAACACUGUUUUCAGCACUACAGGCUUUGGUAGAGGCUGCAGCAAUGCACAUGCAUCUUAAUGCUAACAUUCUUAUUUAGAUGUCUUUUUUUCCUUUGUACAUAAACAUUGAAGGUUGUGUAUAUUGUAAUUUUAUGAAAACUGCAUUGGUUUUAAUUGGUUAUAUUUUGUAUUCUGUUGAAUGACUACUUGACAUCAAAUAUGCUCAAAAGUGUUCUUAUGUGGAAUAAAUAUGCAUAUUGUAUUCAAGAAA
Molecule: messenger RNA, 6172 nt
Organism: Carcharodon carcharias (great white shark)
Lineage: Eukaryota; Metazoa; Chordata; Chondrichthyes; Lamniformes; Lamnidae
Product: T-lymphoma invasion and metastasis-inducing protein 2-like
Exons: 26
Coding region: 225-5327 (1700 amino acids)
Biological process (GO): small GTPase-mediated signal transduction; positive regulation of axonogenesis; activation of GTPase activity
Cellular component (GO): membrane; synapse
Molecular function (GO): guanyl-nucleotide exchange factor activity; protein binding
Source: RefSeq, a predicted model, not a curated record